Molecule: messenger RNA, 957 nt
Organism: Haemonchus placei
Lineage: Eukaryota; Metazoa; Nematoda; Chromadorea; Rhabditida; Trichostrongylidae
Source: the annotation of a GenBank genome assembly
AUGCACACCAUAACUAUAUCGCCUGUUUAUCAAGUGGUCUACGUGAUUGUUCCAACAGUGGGUACAAUCGGAAAUAUUCUCAUUAUCUACGUUACUAUACGAUCGAAAAGCCUACGAAGUACAUGCAACAUACUCAUUGCCCUAAUUUCCGCAAGCGAUAUUAUGCAGAUGUUUGGUCUAUACGUAAUGAUGGUCACAUACUUUGCUACUAUGCUUGUGCAAAAUUACCAUAUGGCCUACAUCGCUAUGCAUGUUAUACCAGCCGUAAUCAUUACUAUGGGUUUUGGCGUAUGGAUGUUCAUCGAACGCGAUGAAAAAGAGUACAUUCUCUGUGAAAUCACUGCUCCUCAGAACGGCGUCAUAUAUUCAGUAAUAACAAAAUUCGUUAUUUCCGUCAAUGUGCUCAUCAUUCUUUGCUAUGCUCUGUUCUUAUACUUUAUGAAGAAGGCCACAUCAAGUGCAAGGAAAGACCUGAACUGUGACGACACUUUUGAUUCGAAUCUAUUGCAAACUCUACCACGAUGCCAGUGUCUCACUAGAAAUCCACCGUUUUGGACCACAUUCGUCACAUUUGGAUCGUUUUCAUUAGUUCGCCUCACUCUGUGGAAAAUUAAAGUGCCAAAUAAUGACAAGAUGAAGAAUAUAUACAGGUCACUGAUUGUGACCAGUCUCACUGUAGUAUUAAGUUGGUUCACUGGAACUCUUGUCGGAGUUCUCGCACCGGUUGUCGAUCAUGAUCUUACCAGAGCGGACGCGGAUUUACUUGCUGGACUUUUUGCCAAUAUACCUGCUGUCGCCAACAUCUUUAUCUACUAUUUUAUCAGCAGGGACUACCGGCUGGUUUUCCAAAAAUAUUUAUUUUUAUGCUGUCGUAAGAAAGCUGGCGCUCUGCAAGUGAAACCUGGUGGAAAUCUGGCUCAAAAAAGUACCGCUACCCUAUCAACAGCAGGAAAAUAG